CUUCCUGUAUAUUCAGAUGAGGCAGGUAGCCACGCCCCCUGAGGAACUUCCGCAUUGUGCGCAGACGCACCACUAACAACAACAACAACAAGUACAAGUUGAAAACAUCACAAAACAAUCGCCCGGAUCACCCAUUUUAAACCUAAAGCAUGAAGGUGAGAAAGGUGGAGAAAGCGGUGGUGAGCGUGGAACAAUCUGAAGGUGUGGGCGCCCGUGUCCGCAGAAGCAUCGGUCGGAAGGAGCUGCAAAACCUGGAUCCAUUUCUGAUGUUGGACGAGUUCCGCGUGAACAAGCCAGCAGGUUUCCCAGACCACCCUCACCGAGGCUUUGAAACGGUGACCUACGUGUUGGAGGGGGUCCUGGCCCACGAGGACUUCUGUGGACACUCAGGGAGACUCCAGGCAGGAGAUCUGCAAGUACGGAAAUGGAUGACUGCGGGGCGGGGAGUGGUCCAUGCAGAAAUGUGCGCCUCUGAGGAGACUUUGGCGGGUUUGCAGCUGUGGGUCAACUUGUCCAAGCGAGACAAGAUGGUGGAACCUGCCUACCAGGAGCUGCUGGCCUCCAGCAUCCCCAAAGCCUCCCAGGGAGGAGUCACUGUGGCCGUCAUCUCUGGGGAAGCCCUUGGAGUUAAGUCUCCGGUCUUCACCCGGACCCCGACCAUGUACCUGGACUUUGUGCUGCAGGCAGGAGCCCAGCACCAGCAGCCAGUCCCUGCAGGAUGGACCGCCUUCAUUUACACUUUAUCAGGAUCACUUCAUGUCGGCCCAGUUGAGUCGCAGCAGGAAGUAGGAGCUCAUCACACACUUUUGUUUGGAGAUGGAGACUGUGUCUUAACACACAACAAGGGGUCUGAGGUGUCACGGUUUGUUCUGGUGGCAGGAGAACCCAUAGGAGAACCGGUGGUCCAGCACGGGCCGUUUGUGAUGAGCUCGCAGGAAGAGAUCCUGCAGGCUCUCAGAGAUUACAGAACGUCCUCUAAUGGUUUCCAGCGUGCUCUCAACUGGACAUCUAGCAUCUCACACUCCUCAUAGCACACACAUGAGAUAUCACGACUCACACACACUUGUAUCAUUUUGUGGUGAAUGUUAGAAGAGGUUUGACCAAGUGAAAGUAGUCCAACAGACAACAAUGCUAACCAUGAAAAACAUAUUUAUAACUGUUUGGAAUGAACUUAUGCUGUCUUUAAGUUGAAGUGGAGUGGUUAUUGGGUUUUCUUGUGUGACACUGAGUCACCACAAUCAUUUAUGAAGUCAAGCUAGUAAGAUGAAUGAUGCGGACACGUUUGUUACUGAGCACUUUACACUUUGUGUGUGCACGUAAUAUGUGACUAUAAAGAUUUUAAACUUGUUUAUAUUGACUAAUGUUUCAUAGUUCAAUGAUUAUGAUCUAUGUCUAGCUUGUGUGCUAGUGUGUGCUUAGCUGUUGUGUAGCUGCUCGCUCCCAUAGCCUAGCAUGUUGACCUUUUGGGAAUCACUUUAGUAAAAUAGAAUAAAUGCUGUGUUUAUUGGACAACAUUUACAUAUUGAAGUUUUAAAAAAAAUAUGGUUUCAUUUUAACAAGAGUACAUCAUUUUGUUUCCUCAUUAAAUGAUUACAAUUCAUUCCCACAA
Messenger RNA from Nerophis ophidion (straightnose pipefish), 1609 nucleotides. RefSeq names its product pirin (gene pir). Gene Ontology annotation, cellular component: nucleus. Gene Ontology annotation, biological process: monocyte differentiation. Lineage: Eukaryota; Metazoa; Chordata; Actinopteri; Syngnathiformes; Syngnathidae. The record is from RefSeq and is a predicted model, not a curated record. The coding region runs from base 150 to 1031 and encodes 293 amino acids. The transcript has 10 exons. Gene Ontology annotation, molecular function: quercetin 2,3-dioxygenase activity.